Molecule: messenger RNA, 1377 nt
Organism: Aureococcus anophagefferens
Lineage: Eukaryota; Pelagophyceae; Pelagomonadales; Pelagomonadaceae
Exons: 2
Coding region: 1-1377 (458 amino acids)
Source: RefSeq, a predicted model, not a curated record
AUGACCGACGCCAUCGCGGCCUUCGACGCGCGCCUGCCGCCGCCGGCGUUCCGGCCGUUCCACGCGUCGCAGCCCGAGUUCGUCGAGGCGCACGUCGACGCGCUCUGCCGCCGCGGCCCGUCGCCGGAGGCGCCGCCGGCGCGCGACGAGGGCACGAGCGCCAUCAUGGAGCCGACGCGCCAGCCCGGGGACGUGCUCUCCGUGUCGCGCGCCUGGCGCGAAGCCGUCGGAUGCGCGCGCGCGGCCUACGAGGCGCGCGGCGGGUCCGCGCUCGGCGUCGGCCCCCGGGCGUCGGCGCGCGGGCCGCUCGUGACGUGCACGACGCCGACGAGCCACCGGCGGCACCACUUCCACGCCCAGCUCUACGCGAGCUUCUGCCAGCAGAGCUGGGAGCCCAAGGAGCUGCUCGUCACCUACGUGCACCGCGCCACGACGGCGGCGACGCUGGGCGACAAGCGCAACGAGCUCGUGUUGGGCGCGCGCGGCGACUUCGUCGCGCUCUUCGACGACGACGCGGUCUACGGCCGCGACUACGUCGCGACGCUCGUCGCCGCGUGCGCCCACGCGCGCGCGCAGUGCUGCGUCCUCGAGGGCGCCUUCUGGCGCUGGCGCCUCGACACGCGGACCUACGAGUUCGUCGACUCCGCGGCGGGCACGGGCGAGCGCCAGCUCUUCCGGCGCGACGCGUUCCGCCUCGACGUGCCCGAGCGGCGCUUCUCGUCGGUGGCCAUCGGCGAGGAGACGAGCGAGUGGCUCACGCACGGCGUCAAGGCGCCCGAGGGGAGCGCCUGCUUCCUCCAGGUGUUCCACGACGGCCACACGAGCCACGUGGGCAAACCGGACCGGAACCCGACGUCCGCGGGCGUCGCGAAGCCCGAGGCCGACGUGCCGGCGAACCUCCGGGCGCUCCUCGCGCCGCUGCUGAGGUCGCCCUUCCUUCGGGCGGCCGACGUGCGCCGCUGGCGGGCCCUCUUCCGCCGCGACGGCGACGGCCGCGACGACCGCGGCGGCGGCCGCGGCGACCGCGACGCGAUCCUCGACUCGGCCGACGCGCGGCGCGCGCGCCAGGCGGCGCUCGGCGCCGUCGCCGAGGGGCGCGGCCGGCUCGCGGUCGUCGGGCCCCGGGGCGUCCUCCUCCGCGGCGCCGUCCACCUCGACGCGCCGCGCGUCGGCGCGGCGCCCCGCGGCGCGACGUGCGAGCCCCGCGAGGUCGGCCUCGCGAAGGAGGGCGCCGCGACGUGGCGCGUGCGCGUCGCCGCGGCGGGCCUCGAGGGCUGGUGCACGCUCAAGCCCGAGCUCCUCGCGCCGGACUUCGACGACGACGCCGCGGUCGACAUCCUCCUCGGCCUCGAGCCGCCGCCGGGCCUGGAGCUGUGA